AACAUUUCUGAUUGCUUAACAACGUCGACGAAAACACAGUGGUGGUUCCGCAUGGUAGUGCGCUCAUCUGCAUAAAGGCCGACUGCACGGGAUGACGAGGCCGAAUGAGAGCUGGCGUGUAAUAAUGUCGUCAGUUUCGCGAAGGUUUAUUGCACCGUCGUGUAGCCGCUUGUAGGAGAGACUUAAUAUCGUCGGCUGUAAGCCGGUCCGUAAUAUCGAGCCGACUCGUUUUCUACCGCGUUUCGUUUCCGCGGCAAUUCCGCUGACACAACGAGAAUCGCGUGCACGCCGCGUGCAUGCCUGCCCGGAGAUAUUUGUCCGCUUCGGACGCACAGCCGAGGAAUUCGUGUCGCGGACAAUCGGGACCUGAUCGAUACACGAACGCGAACCAACCACCAACGAACGCCUUGUUGUUACCCGAACGAGAGUCAAUACGACGGGGAAAUUGGAAGCUGUCGAUGCGCGGUUCGUUCGUUUUUCAACGAUAGAGAGACUAUUUUCGAUCGUUUUGGGAUACUUAUCAAUGGGAAUUUUGGAUGAUUAUUUAGUGCAAGUGAUUGAGAUUUGUAGAUGGACUGGGUAUCUGGCAUUAGGAUGUUAAAGAAAAAUGGAAAGUUUGAGGUUGAUGUGAGUAAACGUCGUUGUAUGUUUUGAGAGUGUCUGCUGAAUGUGAUUUUGCUGAAGUGUGUAAAAGAGAUUGUUAAAUAGAAAUACGCGAAUAUUAGAAUCAUACCUGGUUCGUGGAAGAUACGUGCCUGGCGAUAUAAAGACAGAUCUUAUUACGUGAAAAUGAUUCGUUAGCACAGUGGAAAAUGAAAAUCGUAUCCGCAAUCUCGUUAGAAAAGUAGUAUACACUAACCGAACAUAAUAUAAAUGUAAAAUGAAAUUUUAUCGAUCAGAGCGUUUAUACGUACAAAUAUUUGCAAUUGACGUUUCGAGAAGACUGGCACAUGCACCUGCAAGUUUUUAUAAAUAAGCCAUAUGAAAUCCAAUUUCUCGUCAAAUAUACCACUUUAACGAUCCUUCAUUACCCAACAAACUUUUCAUUUCUAGCUACUUCAUCGAAGCUCAUGAAACUUUCCAGUAGCCUGUAAAUUGGAAAAAAAGUGAAAUGGAAAACUGCUUUGAAAAAUCGAACAGCCACUACCAGUUCUAUGGAUCGAUCUCGGAAAUCAGCGGAGCUCGACCAAUCGGCAUAAAGAACCCAUCCCGUGGUUCGAUCGCAGAAAGCUUUGAUACGCUUCGUUCGUCGAUUGGUCGGAAAGUACGCUUCACACGAGUUUCUGGGUAUUCGCAACUUUUAAAAUAGCAAAGUGUACUGUAUGAUUAGUAAAAGUAUGUGAUUAGAACGAACGGUGAGUAUAACACGAGACUACGCGACUACGAGACUAUGUUACUACAAACGUCGUUUAGCAUUUAUUUUAUCAUGGACGAAUUCUACCGAGGUGCGAAGGAUCUCGAACCAGCAUUCUCAUUUUCCUUCUACAAGGAACAAGAAAAUUGUGAUGCAAGAAAAUUCUAUUCCUGAUGGAUCGAGGCUGACCGGUAAAGAACUGUUUCAUUUCUUAAAUAUCCACAACGACCACCUCAGAAUAUUGAAGCGACAUACUCGACACUAAAAUUGGCAGAAAUUAAAGGUAACAGUAAUAAUUGGUUGCAUAGGUCUCGUGACUUCGCGAAUGAACGUUGCGUCGAUUGCUAUCGAGGUGCAGGAAGAAAUUCCGAAUUUUUCGUUAAUCCUAGAAAGAAUAAUUUGUUUAGCUAUAAACGAAAUUAAAACGAAUUAUGGUAAAAAUACUUAUAAAAAGUCUAACGCUUAAAAAUAUCAAGGAAAUCGUAUCCGCGCCGUACAUUCGGCUUGGAAUUAACUAUUGCUAACACUUUCACGGAAUUUUGUUCGAUCUAUUAAAAGCAACGGAUGACAUUUCCUAGUUGAAUCCUCGUAACUUCCUCCGCCCCUGGAUACUUCGCGAUUCCCGGGGCUUUGUGUAUUUUGACGGGGGUGUUAACUGACCCCGUGGCUCACGGAGGCAGCGCGAAGGAGGGGUCGUGCUCAAGAGCAGAAGAGGGUGGCAUUAGGUCGAGGUCACCAGGACGCCGAAGCGAUCGAUGCAGCCCGCCAGGCAGCACCACCCACGCUUCAACCCUCUCCGCUUUCUCCCUCCGCCGAGAAAUCUCCACUCUUCUCUCCGGUGGAAGCCGAAUACACCGAUCUCCGACUCUCGAUUCUCUUACUCUCUCUCUCCUUGUCCUACACCAGACUGGUUCAUUAUGUUUCUAUUUACGUCUGGUUGCAUUUAGGCAGAGACGUCCGGGAAAAGACUCGCGCGCGGGUUCAACACGUGGAUGCUCCAUAUCCGAGCUUCGAUCAGCUGUUUUCCCGGGGCGUCAACGCUUCCAGAUUUUGCUACGCUUCGAGAGAAACGAAUGCAAGCUUCGACAUGGAAUAAUUUUUAAAGGAACGCGGAGCGUUAGGAAUUCUUUGUGAUUCCCUCGCAGAUGUUGACGCAUCCACUGCGUCGAUUCAAAUGUCGGGAAGCCUUUUGUAUUUUAAUUUUUGUAUGCUUGGGUGAAAUAACUUGGAGAGUCAAACAAAGUACAAAGCAGCGUACUGGAACGAAGGUUGUUACUUCAAAUGAAGAUGUUUUUAAUGAAAGAAAAAUGCACUUUGGGGUAGGUAUUUGUAUUUUAGUAGCAGUGAAUGUGGAAAUGAGGAAAUAUAAUGGAUAUUAUUAAAUAAAUUAUCGUGGCAGUAUUUCAAUGGUAGUUCUGAAAGCAGUAAAGACUACUGAAAUAUGUACAAAGAUGCAUGUAUCAGUGACUUUCUAUUUUAUGAUAUCAGUUUACGUAUCUACAUGGAAAAUAACUUGAAUAUGAAAUCUUAUUUCGAUAAUACGAAAUCUGAACCUUCGAAGAUCGAAAUUGUUAUAUACAUAGGUACAGAGUCAAAGUAUGUCACUCUAUGUUGAAUAUCAUAUUGCAUGACGAUAACGUAGAUAUCGCUAUAUUUGCUAUUUAUGUGUAGUACAUCGAAUCAAUACUGUUCAUAUUUGAAGAUAUUCUGAGAACAGAAUCCGAAUCGUUUUAAGACUCUGCUUCAAAUAAAUUCCUACGAAUGGAACAAGGUCAUCCAAAUAGAGUAGCAACUCAUACAAAAUUCAACGCACAAAAAUUCAACUCCUUUCUUAAACUAAUUUAAAUUAUCCUAAAAUACUUCUAAUUUCAUAUAGAUGUAUCAAACUUUCAAAAAUCUAUUUAAAUCAAAAUGAAUAACUACUACCUUCAAAAAUUCUUUUCUACUUCAACUUAGUCGCGUUUACGAACUGUCGAUCGAGUAGAGUAGUUCGCAGGAGGGUGCACAUGAUUUGCUUAAGCUUAAGAUGCGCUUUCAGAGCUGGCAAAUAACUUUACAUAAAAUCGACGAGCAGAAGAAGCGAUUCAGCCACUCCUUGCGUUUGUAAUUUCAAAGCGCCUGUAAAACCGCAAUUUACGACGAAGAGAAACAUUUCGACCUCGAGCUUCGUAACGUCUCGACGGUUUUCCAUCGAAUUUACGCGAAACCGCGAAACGAAUCCAUCACGACCGAUUACCGAUCGGAAGGACUCGUUUCGAGUCGAAUUUUACUCGAAACAGACGAAGGUCGCGUCCCGUCGUUUUGUCUGCCGCGUGUUGUUUGGUUUCCAAGGCCUCUUCUCCCGAUACUCGCGACGAUCUCCCUCUUUUCUCGUUCUCUAUUAUCUUGUAAACGUCGUGAUCGUUUCGAAUCAGCCGUUUAUCCCUUGAGAUUUGUUAACGACCUAACUCCGCGAAGAUCACGUUCACGUUCUGCAAUGACGCCGGUUCUCCGAGUGACUUCUGCGUGACCUAAUGCGACUCAUACCAUGCGAACAAGCUUUACGCGUUAUGACGAGGAAUCUAGAAGUUCUGCAUCCAGUGAAGACGAUUCUUGCUUCUUCUCGGAACUCGAUCUGUUAAAUCCGAGACGUUCUUGUCAAAAGUCGCGGUAUCUGCAUCAUAAUAUAAUAGGAACUAAGAAUCAUUCAGCAAACCAUUUCGAAGCAUCCAGAAGGAAUUCUAAUCACUGUUGCUGUUUUGCAAGCUACGAUCACGUCGAAACAAAAUUACUAUACGAUAAAGUAGUUAAGAGUACCAAGAACAAUCGUGCAUCGAGUUUUCAAUAUUUUCCGGAUUGUAGUCAUCGAAGGAAGCAUGAGGUAACCUUUGCCACGAAGAGGUCUUCCAGCGGCAGCAAGGAUCUUAGAGCCAAAUCUCCUACGAAACUUGGGAGGGGAAAAAGUACGCCGCGAAUAAUUCGUGCGAUCCGUCAACGAAGUAGAAAAUUCGAGCCGAACGAGGAUCGAUCGGAAUCACCGCGACCCGGAAACAGCAAGAGCAGCGUCGUUGUCCUGUAUCACGAGAAAUCAGUCGCGCCAGCCGCAACAACCCCCAAACCACCCCUCAGAGCAGUUCAGUCGGAACGAACGGUUACGCGCGAACUGAGUCCAUCGGUUGUCCACACUGUUCGAUCCCCGCGUCACCAGAGGUCGAAUCUGGUUGGAAGUCCAGAGCACCGACCUCCCAUAUAUCUAACUGACCGAAGAAAAGCUACUUUGAGACGUCGACGUUUAUCGAAGCGACGAAGACCACUCAACGUGCACAUUUAUCAGGACAGCCGCGUAGUACAGGCUCGUUCCUUGUCGGAGGAUCAUCGUGUCGGACCUAAAGAGGUGCAGCUAGCGGAACAGGGAUCCGAUCUGGUUAAAUACACGGUCAAGUCUGCGAAAAAUUUGAUUAGAUCCGAAGGGGACUCCUCCACUCGACAGGACGACGAUUCGGAUGACCCCGAUCAAGAUAGAAGAACGAACAAACAGUGGAAACACGAUAGAAUCUUCGGGGAACGAUGUUGUCCCUCUGAUAAUUCCGUUUCUAAACUAAUGGCUCGUUCCAGUCCAGGAAAAGACGGCGAUUGCAAGCAACGCAAAAACGAAGCAGUCGGCCCAAACUUCAACUAUCUAAUGCAGCAAAUGCAUACAAGGCCAAGGGAACGAGGUGACGAUCAUCGUGUAUUUAUUGGCGUAAACGGCGGCGACAACUCGAAACGAGUAUUUCCAUUCCAGGCAACCCCGAGCGGUAAUCUGAAGAUCGUUCCUAAUCAGGUGGUGUUCGAAUCGAAGAAGGUCAGUGUGUUGGUUGCUGAUCCCAGACAUACAAAGGUUAACGUCAAGGCCGAAUUGAAUACAACCCAAAAAGAGCUUGGUGAACGUAUAUCUGAGUCUUCCACGCAACCGGGGUCCAUCGAUCUUCCACUAGGUGUAGUAUCGUCAUCGACGAUCAAUCAGUUGCAAAGUCACAAAAAGUUUCCGGUUGUCGAGGACAAUUAUAAACCAGCAAUGCAUCCGUUCAAAGCUAAAUUCGGCCAAGUAGAGGCGAUGGAACACAAACAACAACAGUCAACGUCGUCUGCGUCUCACGAAAUACCAGUGUUGCAAGAUGUGCCACUGUCCACACUCGGAUUUACGAGUGAACAACCAAUCGAUUGGGAUAACAUAAUUCUCCCGGAGAAGACUGACCUGUAUCAGGAGCUAGCCAGGCGUAUCACAAAUUACAAGAACGCUGACUGUAUCGUGCGAAUCGAUCAGGACGAGUUCCAUUGCCAUCUGCUGGUGCUACAGAGCUACAGUACCUUUUUCGACGAGAAGAAUUGCAAGGAGAUCGAUCUGACCGAGAGUGACGUAUCUUCGAAGGCGUUUUCGCUCAUUUACGACUGGAUGAUCAGUCCACAAAACGAGAGCUACAGGCUUUUGCAAAGGGACAACAUCCUGGAAGUUUUUACCGCAGCUCAAUAUCUCGGAAUUAAAGAACUGGAAGAACAAUGCUGGGCUUUCAUAGACAAUGACGAAUUAUUCGCCGAAGACACCGCGUUUUUAUUAUAUCUGGAAGCGAAAAGAGUCGGAAAUACCGCAGUCAUGGAACUGAUGGUGCCGAGAAUUAUGAAAUUCUUUUUGAUGCUGGUCAGCACUAAAGAUUUCCUCGAAUUAUCCGUAGAUGAACUAUGCCUUUUAUUGAAGUCUAACUAUAUUUGCGUCAAUAGUGAAAUGGAAGUUCUUAUGUCUGCUGUACGAUGGCUGAUGCAUGAUUGGGCGAACAGAAAGCAGUACAUGUUGGAAGUUUUGAACUGCGUUCGAUUUGGGUUGAUCGCUCCGUGGCAAUUGGUAGAUGUGAAAAGAAAUCCAGAAAACCCAGAAUUUAUGGAACUAAUGUCUUCUCCUGAGGUACAGAAAAUGGUCGAUGAUGGUCUAGCUUUCGUUAUUAUAAAAUAUUGGUACGGUAACCAGACGGAAGAUUACUAUCACUGGAUCGAUCUAUUAGGGCUUACGGAGCCAACCAAUCGAAAUUGGGCUGGAGAGGACAAGAACUACGUAACGUAUCGAGAAUUUUUGCUUUACCUCGAAGAAUAUCAGAAAACAAAAAUUUCGGAGUUGAAAAUGCGAAAGAGUCGUGGAAAACCCAAGAUAAUCGAUUCACCUCACAACGAUUACACAUUUGCUGCUCCUAAGGCACCGAACAACUAUGUUCAAAGCUCAGGAGACACCGGUGCUAUUCACAAUGGGCCAGCAAUGCAUUCAAGACACACGAAACCACUACCUUCAAAUUAUUUACCAUUGGAGAUACCAGAGGGCAUGAUGAUGCCUCCAAAAUUUAUGAACGAAUACUUAAGCAACUUGGAAAGAAGCAAAGGGAAAGACGAGAAGAACGUCGCCUUCGAUACAAGAUUCACCGGUGGCGGGGAAUCGCUGAAACUAUCCUGUAGGUUGCCUACAGUAGAAAAAUACACGCAUGAACACUGUCAACGCGGCGUGAAUUCACUGGUAAAGUCCUCGACGAGAGAUCUCGUUCGUGAGAAGAAACUUUCUCGGUUCGACGAGACGUCCCCUCCCCCUUUUUUUCAGGACGCCGAUAAAUUGGAUUACGAAAGCCGACAGGAGAGGAAUGCGACGGAUGUUUGCCAGUGCCAGCAGCAGCGCGAGUCGAAUUUCAUAUUUUCCGUAAAGAAGCAGAAGAUGAGAUGUAAGAUACCGAGGGAACCGGAAGAACGUACAGACUCCUGCAAAUCCGAGGAGGAGGCCGCCACAACGAUACAGGCCGUUUAUAGAGGAUACAAGGCUCGAAAGAGAUUUGACGAAAUAAGGAAAUCAACAUCAGGGGAGAAGCAGAAUAUCAAAAAGAUAGCGGAACUUUUGGCCAUCCCGAUGGACGAAACGCUUCGCGAUCCUUCGAUAGAGCCCAUCAGAAUAUCAAGCAGUUCAGUAAACCAAAUGAGAAAUGAGAAGGACGAAACGCCACUUACAUUGAAAUGCUCACCUAGAAACAGGAACAGGGAACAAUCGAUCCUUCGAAAUCAAAAUCAACACUACGUUGAGAAUCAAAUAAAUCAGUUCAACAUAUGUCCUCCCUGUUACACGACCGAAGAAAAACGAAAACAAAAUAUGACUCACCGAGAGACAUUAAAGUCUAUAAAGAUCAUAAAAUCGCCGAUGUUUUUCUCGAACUAUGACGAAAAAACCAGUUCCCCAUCGGAUAACACAGAUGCAGACGACCCUUCCUCUCCACGAAUCUGUGCAAAAUCGACGAUGCUGAAUCUCGCCGAUGUUAUAAUCAAUGAGAAAAACAGCGAGAAAGAUUAUUCGGAGAAUGAUAAUAUUCAACGAGUGAAUCCUGCCACUAGAAACGUUCAAAUUCGAUCUACGAAUUAUAAACGACCUCUUCCACAGAGGAUAAGCAACAGUAUAAUAGCUUCGAACGAAGACCGUUACUUUCUCAACAACUCUCUGUUCUUUCCUGACAGAGAGUCGAUUCUCGUGUUCGGCGGGGUCGAUCCUCACGAGGAAUAUGGCUUGUCCGGGAACACCGGCAAGGACAUAUACAGGUUUAAACCUGACCAGAAUAUUUGGGAAUUCGUGGGGGAAAUUCCACGAGCGAGACAUCAUCAUUCGGUCGCUUACUUAAGAGGCCGUAUUUACGUAGUGGGUGGAGCCGAUCCCCUGGAAGACAAACUUCACAGGAAAAGCAUUGCGGUUGGGAACGUUUGGAGUUACGAUCCAACUACCAGGACUUGGUUCAAUGAACCUGGCAUGCUGACAGCUAGAAAGGACUUCGGAUUGGUGGUCAGCCACGGGAAAAUGUACGCGAUAGGAGGGCAAGGCAGGAACGGGAUAGCUUUGAAAACGGUAGAGGCUUUUGAUCCAUCGGACUCCACAUGGAGGGAAGUGCAACCAAUGCAGACCGCGAGGGUUGGACCUGCCAGCGUGAAAUAUCGAGAUCUUAUCUGGGUCGCUGGCGGAAUGACAAAAUCGAAAAAAGAGCUAUUCUCGAAGGACGUUGAGUGCUAUGACCCGAUCAAAAAUUUAUGGCUGAAAGCGAUACCUUUGAGGUCACCGAGGUGCUUUGCCUCCUUCUACGUGGUGUCCGACUGUCUUUACAUGAUCGGCGGGGCAUCGACUAUGGAAAACGUCACUCAGAGCGUCGAUUGCAUUGACGUGUGGGAUGGGAACGAUUGCGUUUGGAGAGAACACGCGAACAUGUCGAUCGCGAGACACGGACAUUCUACUGGCUCGAUAGGUGAUCAAUUGCUGAUAAUUGGAGGAGUAACUACGGUGUUCAUGAAGACCUUGAAUAGCGUCGAAUGUUAUUGUUGUGAUAUAGGAAAAUGGAUGAAGGGCGUAUCCGCGCUGCCGCAUCCGGUUUCCGGUCAUGGAACCGUGUCUUUACCGCCAGCAAAUCUUCUGAUAAAUCGCUGAUAAUUGUGACAUAAAAUACAUCCAAUUUCCUUAUAUGCUGCACUUGAUAAUCAACACAUAUUAAGUACUUAUUCGAUCAUUAACGAAUUUGUAUUUAAUUACUUUUUAAUUAUAUAUCGUACUUUUUACAAAUAUUGCCUUACAAUUUACACGUGUUUAUGUAAUUCUAUACUCUUACAAUAUAUAUCACAAAAAAAAAAAACAAUAUUUUACAAAUUAUCUUCAGUCUAAUUACAUGGAAGCUUUAAUAGAAGUAAGUAGCUUCCGGUAGAAGUAAGUAAAAUCAAACUCGAGCGGAUAAAUAUUUAUUACAAUAAAAUAUUUCUUAUAGGGGUUAAAAGAUAU
Molecule: messenger RNA, 9143 nt
Organism: Bombus terrestris (buff-tailed bumblebee)
Lineage: Eukaryota; Metazoa; Arthropoda; Insecta; Hymenoptera; Apidae
Exons: 27
Coding region: 3882-8798 (1638 amino acids)
Molecular function (GO): protein binding
Source: RefSeq, a predicted model, not a curated record